Solanum dulcamara is the source of this 801-nucleotide messenger RNA. RefSeq lists its product as uncharacterized. Bases 241 to 564 code for a protein of 107 amino acids. Lineage: Eukaryota; Viridiplantae; Streptophyta; Magnoliopsida; Solanales; Solanaceae. The record is from RefSeq and is a predicted model, not a curated record. The transcript is spliced from 2 exons.
GGUUACCACCAUUACAGAAUCUAAUCUGAAAAAAAAAAACAAUUACAGCUAAAGUUCUGUUCCAUGUUACAGGUGUUUCACUUUUUUUUUUUACAAGUUUUAAGUACUAUAGUUUAUUUAGAAAGCCUAUUACAAUAAUACCAUUUCACAUUCCCAAAAUGUAUUCUUGAAUUUCUCUAUAUCCUCUUGGUAAGUUUACAUUUUUAACUCUUUUAUAUAAUAUAUAGUCUACAACCAGAUAUGGAUGAGUUCCGGCCGAGUUUCCGGUGUUCCGAUGACCGGAGACUGGAGAUUGUAAGUGGAAAGGGGUUCAACAACAACCAGGUAAGUCGGGCUCGGUCACCGGAUCUAGUAGGGGUAUCGAGCAAAGGGACGUGGCCAAGUCAGGUGGCAGCAGCGCCGUCGUCAAAUAAGCCAUGGGGAUUCAAUGAUCCAGAGAUGAAGAGACGAAAGAGAAUAGCAAAGUACAAAGUUUACACUAUUGAAGGAAAGGUCAAAACUUCAAUUAGGAAUGGACUAAGGUGGUUCAAAAAUAAAUGCUCUGAAAUCAUCCAUGGAUAUUGAUUAAUUAUCUUUUCCCAGACUCUACUAACACAACACGGGAUGCUUUGUGCAUCGGAGUACCCUGUCCAAUCUCUUUCUCAAAAUCAUCUGUUUGAGAAAGGUCUAAUUUCAUACAUUACUUAGUAUUUUUUUUUUUAUUUCAAAUUGAAAUUCUAAUUUGUUUGUAUGUCAUUUAAUCAUGUUUAACAAUUGAAGUUAAUUUCUCCCUAGAAGCUUUUUAAGUCAUUCUUCCUCUAG